GCGUCUGUGUACCGCCGCCAUGGUGACACGACGCGAGCCGCGCAGCCGGGGUUGCGGAGAGCAGGUUCGGGAAUAGCUCGUGGCGCACCGUCGCUGGUGGGGAGGCUGCUCUGCAGGAUUUGCUCCUCACAGUGUGUAUUAACCAGUAAUGAAAGGGUGGUGAGUGCUGUUUUACAAUGCAACACCACUGUCCAGGAGCGGGAUUUAGGAAGGAUUACAGACCCUCCUUAGAGGAGUUGCAAAACACCAUCCAAAGGUCUGAUCUACACUGCAGCAGAAAAUACGGAAUGAAUUCUUCAUAUCUGAAUCAUAUUUUUCCACUCUUUCCUUUCUACAUGUUUGUAACAUGAAUAAUAGCUUAUCUCAAAGAGUAUUAAUCCAGCCACAUGAUCAUCAUACUAAUUUAAAAGGACCAUCUUUAAGUGAAAGCAACUGGCAUCCAAGUCUGCAUGACUCUCAGGAGUCUGAUUCUGAAAGCCUUACUCAAGAGAUACAAUAUCAGUUAGAACUUCAAAAAUGGAUUUGUGAAAAUGAAGUACUGGUAGGCCAGUCUUCUGAUGAGCUGGAGAAUGACAGCUUAGAUGAAGAUAGUCUGGAGGAGAAAAGUCUGAAUGAAUCAGAAGGAGCAAAUUAUGACAAAGUACAGUUUUCAAAUGGAAAAGAUUAUGGAAAACAGAACCAUAAUAAUGAAAGCAAGCAGCAACCUACAGACAGAUACUGUAACCUAAGAUACAAUCCCAACUGGAAGAGCAAUAAAGAGGAACCAAAAUUUUCUGAAGUGAAUAGAAGACACCGCGUUGCUGAGAAAAUCCCACAGGGCUCCUCUCAGGACUCAUUUUACUUCCCUUCCAAGCACAUCUUAGAGGAGAAUAACCAGCUGGUAGAAAGACAGAAUGUAUCUUCUGCAUUUGAUACAGAAUUGUUAAGCCUUGAUGAUCAACCUGUUGGGAUAAGCAGUGCACCUUUUAGAUUGCAUACAAAAGGAGACCUAUCAGCAGAUGAUUGUCAAUACAAACACAGUUCCAGUACAUACAGUGAUGUUUUUUCUCCUCGAUCUGUAGAAGUUCAGCAACAGAGAGCAAAAAAAGACUUUGUGGAAAAAAAUAAACUUACUUUGGGAUUAGCUACACAGAAACAGGAUUCUUAUCUUCAUUGGCACAGUAGAAAGCGAGAGGAAGUUCAUCAAGGGCAGGUUUCAGAUGUUAAAACUGCUGAUGAGAGGCUUAUUCAGAAUGCCAUUGACUUUCACAGCAUGGAUCCUGAAGACAAAUGGCUCCAGAGGUCACACCAACUAAAGGAUCACCAAAAUAAACAGCCACAGGCAGACAGAACAAAAUUAAAUCGAGUGCUAAGAGAGAGAUCUUUACCAGCAAAUGAUGUCCAGCAUCCACCAGGAAGACUAGCAGAACCAAGACCUCAGCAUCACACACAUCGCAAUGUUUCAGAAUUUGAGAACUUUCAUAUGGAUUCCAACUCUUCUGAAGUGCUAGAACUUGAACAAGAUGACAAUAGUUCACUGCAUAGUUGGUUACAAACAAAUCCUUUUGUUGGUCCAAUGACUCCUUUCAUUAAGACUAGUUCAGCAGCAGAUUGGGGGACACACUCAAAUACUUCACAAAAUAAUUCAGAUUUGGUAAAUUGGAAUCAGAAGCAAAUCUCCACGAACUUGGCUUUAUCUAGGCACCAUCUUGAACUAACAAUGCAUAAAAACCCUACUGGGUUGAAUUUAUCUUCAGCAUAUACUAGUGAAGAAAACAAGAAAUAUCAGCACAACCCCGGAAACAGACCGCCGUAUAAUCAGCAACAUUUGCAGAAUAGUUAUGUUUUGGAGCCUCUUCCACCUGAUGGGUAUGCCAAGGGUCACGUGCUCCUAAACCAGAAAAGCAUCGCAUCUACUUACAGUGCUAAUUUUCAAGAAUCAGUAAAAGACCAAGUUUCAACUCCGAAUCAUAGAAAGCAAUUUUAUAUAGACAAGAGCCAUCACAACAACUAUGCUGCCAAUAGCUUGUGGCCAUCCCAGUCGUCUGCUCAGAAGCCGCUAGCAGGCCCUUCUCCAACCACACAACUUAUACAGACAAUGGAACAACAUCAUCAAGAAAUCUCUCAACUGGAAGACACUCACCUUGCCGAAAGGCAGUUCUCUGGCUUGUUUCCACCUGUAAUCCCAAGGGUAGAAAGUGACUCGGAAAUUAACACAGAAAGAAGUGAAGGAAGCCAAGUGAAAAUUAGUCGCAGCAACUCAGAAGGGUACCUGCUACAAAUGGAAAAGCAAAAACAGCUGAAAGAAAAAGGGACUAGGAAGUCUUCUAGGCCAAGAAACUACAUGAAUCUGGAUGUGAAGCUCGGAGGCCUUGGACCCGACUAUGAAGCAGUCAGAGAGAAAAUAGAAAAGUUAAAUAAGCAAAAGGAAUAUGCAAAGCAAGUUAAGGAGCACAACAUGAAGAAUGUUGCUACUGUGCAGAAACCACCAGCAAAACCUCAGAUCAAGUCAUCAUUAUCAAGACAUAAGGCUCUGGAAUAUGCUAAGAAGAUUCCUAAACCAAAACCUUUCUCAGCAAAACAAUCAGAUGAAGAACCAAAAGAGGAAAGAACUCUAGCACAUAGUUUAAAAGCACAGAAUUUACCUCAGAUUUCUUCACUGAAAAGUCUGCAAAACAGACAUGAAAUAGAGAAGCAAGUUGUGGCUGCUUUCAAAACCCUUCACAUUUUAUAAUAAAUUUGAAAUUAUUAGGGAGCUGUAGAGGGUAGACAAUAUCUGAACUGUUUAUGUGGUGCAUUAAAUUACUUAUGUUUCCCAGAUACAGUAUUUUAGGACUCCACUACUUAAAUAAGAGCCUCUACCAUCAAAAACAUUGAUUUCAAAAGGUGAAAUAUUUUCAGAUCAAUUGCCCAUAUUUUAGUCCAAUAUUAUUAUAGCCAAAUUAUUUUUUUAAAUGUAAUCUUUAUUUUAGAAUUGUGCUUCUUUUUAUUCCAUUCUUUCCUUCCUUGGAAUAUCCUGAUUAAGCUGCUGCUUCUUUCUGAGCAGUUUAUCCAGAAAGAGUAGGGAGUGAAUUUAGGUGCCUGCAGGGUUCAGCAGGAGUUUUGUGAAUUGUAGUGGAACCUAAACCUGGGACUUUGAUGCCUAAACAUGUGUGAAUCUAGAUCUGUGUGUCCUAUUAGUCUUUCCCAAAAUGCUCAUUCUUUUUAUGCUGUGAAAUAAACCUACAGCUACUUACAAAAACAUUUUUUAUAUUUUACAUAAUGAACUUUUAAAAGUAUUUCCAUCAAAUCUAAAAACAGUCUCAGUGACUCUGUGUGUGUGUGUAUCUAUCGUAAUUGCUUUUCUCUUAAUAUAACUUGAACUGAAAUGAAAACAGGAACAUUUCCAUGAUGCUCACUGAGCCAUUGACCCAAGAGACAUGAAUUAAUGAUAAAAUAUUUUAGCUAUGGCCCAGGUUUCCAUGACUGGGGGUCGACAGGCGUUAGAGGGUUAACAGCAGUAUUUGGUUAAAGAGUACCUUAUGUGUAUAUGGUACGUCGAAACACAUAAGCCUUAGACCCUGCUCCAAAGCAGCUUCCAGCUGGUUUUAGUAGACAGACAAGUACGAUACAAUGGUAAAAUAAGAGACACCCAAGAGGGCAGAGGAAGAUCUGCACAGGAGGCUUCACUUACAGAGAAGGAAGAGAGAGCAGUUGGCCUUGAUACAUCAGCAGUUGGAUCCAAAGCCCCCCUGAACUCAAUGGAAACACUCUCUCUGCCUUCUAUGGGCUUUCAGUCAUGGCCCAGGAAGGGGAAGCCGUUCCAAAUAUAGCGGUGGCACGAAUACAGCCAUAAAGCUGAGAGUGGGAGAAGGUGACAAAGGAAACAACUGAGAGGAUUUGUAGGAGCACAGAGUGAGUAGCAGGAAAGAGAGCUGAGAUGUAGAGCAAGGCAAAAUUGUGAAGACUUUUGAAGGUGAGGACAGAGAGCUUGAACUGGAUGCGAUAAAAGAAAAGAAGCCAGAUUCAGCAUCGUCCCAUGGCCAGGGCACUGGACUAGGGUUGGUUACUUGAUUUCUGUUUCCAGUUCUGCCCUGGACCUGCUGUGUGAUCUUGAACAAGUCACUUCACCUCUCUAUACAUGGGUACAGCCCCUGCUUCCCCCACCCCAAUCCCCUGGGUAUGUAUUCAGAUAGCUAGCCCAAGCUGCUGCGUGUUCCCAGCUAUCCUGCUAUUUUUAGUGCACUAGCUCAAGCAAAGCUAGACUGUGCCUGUCUUGUUUGAGCUGGGAAGCACAGUCCCAGCUGCAGUGUAUAUAUACCCAAAAUAUAUGUACAGUGCCUAGCACAGUGGGGUCUGAUCUCUUUGGAGUCCUUAUAUGCUACAUAAUAAAAAUAAACUAGUUAAGAGCUAUAAGGAGGGAAAGAUGUGGUCAGAAUGAUGGAAAAGGAAACUGUUAUCAGUUCCUGUAAGGAAAAGACAGAAUUCUGAACCAGUCCCAGCAGUUAAGCCAGAGCUGAUUCUUACAUGUUUUAUAUAAUGUAAUAAUCUCUCAUUUUUAGACAGACAAUCUUACAGGUUUGGGACCUUAACAAGUUUUUAAUUUAAAUACUUGUACCAGUUUACUUUUAAAUUAAAUCUGGCACAUCUUAAAUUAAAAAAAAAAAAGGGGGGGGGGAGACAUCAACCUCAUUGUAUUACCUUAACAUCUACAACAUUUUCUCUUUCUUUAAAACAAAGAGGAAGCUGUUGGCAGGUUAUCCAGGAACGAAGCCAAACUAAAAUACUCCCAAUAAUGAAGAAAGUAAAACAUGAACCAAACACAGGCCAUCAAUAGGGAUACAAUAAUUAAUUAUGCAAUUGUUGCUUCAUUAUUGGUUAAUGAUUCAUUGUCACAACAUCACAGCAAGCCCAAGAGUUUAGAGCCUCAUUUAGGGCAAGAAAAUGCAGACAAGUAAUGGCUCUUCAGCUAGACAAUCUGUUAUUAGAUAGGAGUAGGUUGAAGAUUCACUGAGAAACUGAGCAGAACACUGAGGAUAAUCAAGAACUACACUUUUGAUAGGAAACAGCCUUUAACAGAUUAAGUGUAAGAUAAUAAACAGA
Messenger RNA from Caretta caretta (loggerhead turtle), 5061 nucleotides. RefSeq names its product junctional cadherin complex regulator (gene JHY). Lineage: Eukaryota; Metazoa; Chordata; Testudines; Cheloniidae. The record is from RefSeq and is a predicted model, not a curated record. Gene Ontology annotation, biological process: axoneme assembly.